UGUAGGGAAGCAGCCGUCCCCAUCCAGAGUCCUCUGUGGUCCCUGCUGCCACCAUGGCCACCCACCGCCUUGUGAUGGUCCGGCACGGCGAGAGCACAUGGAACCAGGAGAACCGUUUCUGUGGCUGGUUCGAUGCAGAGCUGAGUGAAAAGGGGGCCGAGGAGGCCAGGCGGGGAGCCAAGGCCAUCAAGGACGCCAAGAUGGAGUUUGACAUCUGCUAUACGUCGGUGCUGAAGCGGGCCAUCCGCACCCUCUGGGCCAUCCUGGAUGGCACGGACCAGAUGUGGCUGCCUGUGGUGCGCACUUGGCGCCUCAACGAGCGGCAUUACGGGGGCCUCACAGGCCUCAACAAGGCGGAAACGGCCGCCAAGCACGGGGAGGAGCAGGUGAAGAUCUGGAGGCGCUCCUUUGACAUCCCGCCGCCCCCCAUGAACGAGAAGCACCCCUACUACAACUCCAUUAGCAAGGAGCGUCGGUACGCAGGCCUGAAGCCCGGGGAACUGCCCACCUGCGAGAGCCUCAAGGACACCAUUGCCCGGGCCCUGCCCUUCUGGAACGAGGAGAUUGUUCCCCAGAUCAAGGCUGGCAAGCGAGUGCUCAUUGCAGCUCACGGGAACAGCCUGCGGGGCAUUGUCAAGCACCUGGAAGGGAUGUCGGACCAGGCAAUCAUGGAGCUGAACCUGCCCACGGGGAUCCCCAUUGUGUAUGAGCUGAACAAGGAGCUGAAGCCCACCAAGCCUAUGCAGUUCCUGGGUGAUGAGGAAACGGUGCGGAAGGCCAUGGAGGCUGUGGCAGCCCAGGGCAAGGCCAAGUGAGGGGUUGGGCUUGGGCAAUAAAGGCACCUCCUCCCACA
Messenger RNA from Chlorocebus sabaeus (green monkey), 853 nucleotides. RefSeq names its product phosphoglycerate mutase 2 (gene PGAM2). NCBI's taxonomy places the organism in Eukaryota, Metazoa, Chordata, Mammalia, Primates, Cercopithecidae. The record is from RefSeq and is a predicted model, not a curated record. Gene Ontology annotation, molecular function: intramolecular phosphotransferase activity. Gene Ontology annotation, biological process: glycolytic process.